CAGCAAGUCACCACAAGCCAAGCUCUAACACGCCCGUCAUGGCAAACAGAGGCUAUGAUGUAGUUGUCGACGUCGACCAGGAGGGCGAUCUAGGCCACACCGACCUGCAGGAGGACCUCGAAUUCCACAGCUCCAACUUCGAAACGGGCACCUCUCGCGGCGCAAAGGUCCAACCCGACUCGUCCUCGUUCCUCCCCGGCCCAGCAACUGCCUCCUCGAACAGCGGCAACCGCAAACACCUUCUCUGGACACUCUCCUUCUACGCGCAAGCCUUCGACGUCGAUACCGCCGAAGUUCUGCGCCGCUGCAAAGCAACCAUCUACCCGCGCGCCAACUUCCUUGACGUGCUUGAGGGCAACCCGGAUCUGUACGGCCCGGUGUGGAUCGCGACCACUGUCGUCGUCAUCUUGUUCCUUACCGGUACGAUUAACCAGUACCUCUCGCAUCAGGGCAAGGACCACUUCGCAUAUGACUUCAAGCUGCUGAGCGGUGCCGCGGGGCUGGUGUACGGAUACACGGGCUUGGUGCCCGUGGGUCUCUGGGGCGUGCUGAAGUGGUAUGGGAGUGAGUCGGCGAAUCUGCUCGAGUGUGCGUGUCUGUACGGAUACGCAAAUCUGGUGUGGAUCGUGGUGGCGCUCGUGAGCUUCAGUCCGAUUUCGAUCCUGAACUAUACCUUUGUCGCCCUCGGCCUCGCGUUCUCUGCCACUUUCUUGCUGCGCAACUUGUACCCUGUGCUCUCCACCACCGAGGCGAAGACGUCCAAGAUCCUGCUCGUCAUCGUUGUGGCGCUGCACGCAGGCUUCGCUAUUGCCAUCAAGGUGCUUUUCUUUGCUGCGACGAGCCCCGUGGGCCCGAACAAGGGCGAUGAUAAGAAGACGGAUCCGGCGCGAAUGCUAUUGGGUUUGUAGACUCGGUACUGGUGCGAGCUUGGCUUGGGACGCAGAUAUAGGAAGACGUAUAUCUUAGGGGCACGGCGUUUUGGACAGCUUACCUAGCGCAAAGAUUAUGAAAGGAGUGUUUCACUAAAUGAUACAAAGUUGAUUACUACCAGUCGGUUCCGAACAGCGUCCUUUCAUUAUAAUAAUCAUUACAAAAAGAC
This is a messenger RNA of Boeremia exigua, 1099 nucleotides long. Its product is annotated as Yip1 domain-containing family. The record is from RefSeq and is a predicted model, not a curated record. NCBI's taxonomy places the organism in Eukaryota, Fungi, Ascomycota, Dothideomycetes, Pleosporales, Didymellaceae. Gene Ontology annotation, cellular component: membrane; Golgi apparatus. The coding region runs from base 39 to 908 and encodes 289 amino acids. Gene Ontology annotation, molecular function: small GTPase binding. Gene Ontology annotation, biological process: vesicle-mediated transport. The transcript is spliced from 4 exons.